CAUACAACACUACGUUUCCUCAUGGCGUAUCGCUGGCUCGCUCAUCAUCGACUGAGAUAAAAUGGCGACCGAUUUAUCUUCUUCAAUUCCUCCAACAUCGCCACGUCACACGGGAAAUUUCUCCAGAAUGGGUGCGUGGGAUGCGGAAGAAGAUGCGCAAAAUUUGUUCCAGAAACAUUCAGUUGUCGAAAUCAGGGAGUUGGAAAAAAGAGCGAGAGGUGAUAUUGAGAGGAAGAAGGAAGAAUUGCGGCUCAUGGUUGGUGAAAGGUAUAGGGAUCUUAUUGAUGCAGCUGACACCAUCCGUGAAAUGAAGGAUUGUUCUGACAAGGUAAAUGGAUCAAUCAGAACCAUCCAAGGAAACUGUAAACAGCUCUACCAAACACAUCAGUCGCGGGGAGUGUCAGGAGAGGUGGCAACACCAUCAACAGUAAACCAACCUAAAGGAAAGUUCUAUUCUGUGGCAUCACAAAUGAAACUACUUGUUGACACUCCUGAAAAGCUGUGGAAUGCUUUGGAAAAUCAUGAAUACCUCAAAGCUGCCCAGCUUUAUCUUCUUGCUCAGAACAUUGUCAGUAGUUUGCAUAUUGACACAGGAGGCAACAACCGUUCAAAGCUCUUGACAUCGUUUCCUAUUCUUCCUCAACAAUGGUCGUCGAUCAGCCACUUCAAAGACUCCAUCCUUCAGGGAAGCCGCAAAUUGCUUCGAGAUUACACGCAAUCGGAGCAGACAAUCGCUGAAUGUUUAUGUGCCAUCAUGUUCCUGGAGGAUAGUUCCCCACGUCAAGUAUUCAAUGAAUUUCUUCUUGCACGCCAGGUUUCGUUACAAGAACUCUUUCACCCGAGUCAGCAAGCUACUGGAAUCAAGAUCCAACUAUGCGAGGUGGCCCGGUUGAUAAUGUCCAGUCUUUAUCAAACGUUUGUUUUGUUCAGUUCUGAGGAUGCAACGCCGUCUGAAUCAGAAAACCCACCGUCAUUGCUAUUUGACACAGUCAACAAGAUCACAUCAAGAAACGAAAGCUCGUCUUCCGAAGGAGACCUUCUCAAACAACUGUUUGGACAAGAAUUUGAUUUGACCUUACUUAGGCAUUUGCCAACGUCUGUCGUUGGAUUUCGGCCUCGCGUUCGAAGCAUUUCGAAUUUCAUUCCGGCUGAUUAUAUUCAGAGCAACUGUAAGACCUGGUUCCAAAAAUGCGUUGAAGAUGUUAAGAAAAACUUAGGAGAUUUUCUACAAUACGUUGGGACUUUGAAAGGGCUUGCAUCCAUCCGUGAUGCGAUAUGGGAACUAAUGAAUCCGACGCUGGAAGACCGUGCAAGUUCUUACCAUAACUCUUUACUGAGACAAUGGGACGCAGUAACUGACAGAUGCCUCGGGAGCUCCUUGUCUUUAUGGCGAGAGCUUUUCAAAGAUGAGUUUGUUUCACGCUCAAAGGCGAUAUUACAUGGCCAACUCGAGGCUAUGGCGGAUUCGUGCAAAACUUCUACUACAAAAGCUUUGGAAGACUUGGCUUCCAAAGGAUCUAAGCCAGACCCUAGCGUCUUAUGGGAACGAGAUCUAUCUUUGUACGUUUGGCACGAAAGUCUGGGCGAUUUACCAGCAAAGACUGGGAAGCAGUUCGAGAAUGAGGCAACCCGCAAUGAAGGUGGACUCACGUUUAAAACCAAAGCCUGCACGCCUGUGAUUCAAGGAUUGUGUGGGUCACUGAACUCUCGUCUUGGUCAUAUACUGGAUGAUGCCGGCUAUUUCAUAAGAUUUGCGAGAAACGAUGAAAGUGCUGACGUCAACAAAUCCGGAAUCCAAACUCCUCAAUCCAGGCAAAACUCGUUCCACGAUCAUGAAGAAGGACCAUUUGACCGAUUUGGAGAAUCGAAAACUCUCGAAGAUUUCUUGCAAACAACUUGUUCGGAUGCCAUUAAAAAUCUUCUCUCUCAUUUUAACUCGCUUCUUGAGGCGCACGAGGACGAACUCAAGAAAUACCCGUGGGAGAAAACAAGAUUUGGAGCAGAAACUGAAGAAUUGGUCCUUGCUGUUGAUAGAGUUCUUCUUCUUGCAAGACUGUGUCGGGGUCUUGCAGAAAACUGCUCGAACAUUGGAGAGUUAAUGGGAGAGAAAAAAGAAGAAAAAUCUCGUAAAACCAGAUACCAAAAGACUUCGCAUCGCAAAAGAGAAAGAUUACUAAGCAACAGAUUGCAAGAAAUCAAAGAGCUUUUAAAAGAGACCUGUACGAAGGCAUUUGGAAUCUGGUCACAAUGGGUUUCCACGAUGUUCCAAGUAUCAUUUGAUAUAUUUUUACUUCACGACCAAAACCCGAACUCUCUUCUCUCCGCAACGAAUUGGGAUGAAAUUGUUAUUGAUGAAGAGACAGAAUCAGGCCAAAAGGUUCAUUCAUCUAUUUACGUUCCCUCGCAGAUUUCAUCGUACGUGACCAGUCUUUUGUUCAGCCUUUGCGAGGAAAUCAACCGGGUGGGUGGACACGCCAUAGACAGGUUCAUUUUACGCGACUUGGUUCAAGGGCUGAGCGACAAUGUAUUGAGAAGUUACGAGAAACUUCUGGACCGACACAAGGAUGAAAAUGUUAUCGAUCAAAAUCGAGCUUUGCAAACCUUGUUCGACUUUCGGUUUUUGUCAUCAGUUUUUGGGGACCGUUCCAAAAGCGAGGAUAAUGGUUCGUACAAAUCAAGAUAUGAAAAAAUCGUUGAGACUUUGGAAGAUAUUGUUGAUCCAUUUGACUUAAAUGUUUUCUCACCGUACAUCAAUAGUAACCUAAAUAAACAUCUACAACGGUGUGGGGUUCUCUAUGGUGUUCUCCUGAAUAUUGACAAACAUAACCAGUUCUAUGGAAUGCCUCAGAGACCAGGACGGGGACCACAAGACCAACACAACGUCAUGCCUAUUGCUAUCAAUCCAGUUAGGUUCACAUUGUUACCGCUCAGUUCACAUCACACCGAGAAACACGAACCACAUAACAAACACGUCGAUGACGCUUUGGAUGAAAUGAGGACAUUCAACAUUCCAUUUUGUAAGCAUCAAGAAUUUCUAAUGAAAGAAAUACUCUUAGAUAAGGCGAAUGAUGCGUGCUGACAAACGGUAGGAUGUUAGUUACCCUGUGUUGGCAUGUGAUGCAACUUGUGCUAUCUGUAUAUACAAUAUACACCGCUCUAAUCUCUAUACAUAAUCUAUAUAUAAUAUAGAGAGUCAAAUCUCUACCAAUAUACUUAAUUUGUAUCGUGUUUCAAACAAAACUCUCUAACCAUCCCCAAACCAUCAUCCUAUUAAACCUCCUUAAAUAGAUAAUGAUAAAAUAGUUUUUAAGUAGAAAAUGGACGUUGAAUGAGUCGACAGAAUUCGUUCCAAGCGUCCCUUUGUGCAAAAAAACGGUGAUUCGUGAUCUAUUUUUUUUCCCGCAAUUCUAUUGAAAAGCAAUUCAAAGCCAAUAUAUCCGCAAUGUUUUAAAAACAGGCAAUUAUCGCUUGCUUAUCGUUUACGCUUAAUGGCGUGUUUUAUGCGGUUGUCAUGACGACCGUAACCUCAUAAACCAAUUGAAGGAGACAUCUUUGUUAGUCAUUUGCGUCCAAAGCUUGCCGCCAGUCAAUAAUGCUGCAAUUAUUUUUUUUAUUUCAAAUGAUUAUAAAACGUCUUUUAAACGUUUUUCGUCUAUUUUUGGAGGCCGAGGAAGGAUUUACAGGUCGACGGACUUUGCCGUAGCCCGCGGUAUCUGACUUAACCGGCUUGCGGGAUCUCGCGUGAAUUUAUGCGCGCGCCUAAUAAUGAAAUGUCAAAUUGCUCGAAAUUUUCUUCCAACCGUGAUAACUAACUGUCCAGUGUAUAUAUAAACAAAGAUAUAUUUAAUGAUGAUAAUUGUUGGGAAACUGCCUUUGAAUGUGCGAAUAAAAUUCGCCUCAAAGUCGGCAAGGGACGAUAAAGUCUCGUUUUCUUUGAGUUUAAAUAAAAGAAAGCCAAGCACUUCAACUGAUUGUCACGUCGAUUCAAACUGGGCCGUAAAUUAAAUUUCGUGCCCUAAGUCUUUGGUAAACAGACUCGCAAAAUGAUCAAAAUAUGACAGCGAGUUUAUUAGAUAAUAUGACAGAAGUGAAAGUCGGCGUUUUCUUGUGUUCAAGUGCUUGAAGUGGCGAAGUCUUGUGGGUGGAUUUAAAUGAAAGAUAACGCAGGCAAAAGAUUGGCAAAAGGUCAAGCGUUUGUGUAAUUAAAAUGCGGAGGAAAUUCGACUUUUACUGCAUUUGUUUAAUGGGAAAUAAUGUCUUCCUAUUUUUGAAAGAGUCUCAAAACAAAAUCGCCCUUCACCUGUUGUGUGAGAGGAAUUCGAGUUAAAAUGAAAAUCAGACAGACUCUGUAUGGGGUUCAUAUUACUGCAUUGCAUAUCACUUUGACAUGCUUACAUUUAAAAUUGGAAAAUUUUCAUUUAACUUACUUAAAUAUUUAAUCCUCAAAAUUAGUACCUUAAUUCCAUUUUAAUAAACGGUCUCUUAAGGUCUUAUUACAUUUAACUAGUUUUCUGGAUUUAAUGAAAUUCGUUUAAUCAAAGUCUUAGCCAACAGCACCGCAGUCUGCAUUCAAGCCCGGCAUGAUUUCAAUGAAAUGUUAUAGUUUGGGAUAGGGAAGUGUUUUGACCGAUAAAUGUUUCGUAAAAGUUUGAAUUUGCUAGCGCAAUGUUUGGACAUCAAAAUAGCGGAGAAUAGGAGAGUUACUGUCGGUAUACAGUUUCAAAUAUAUGUGGAUUUUCUAGGAAUUGGCGUAAAUAAUAUAUCUGAACCUGACUAGAAAGGUUAUAUAUAAACAGAAAGGGUCAUUUUAGGUUGAUUAACAAUGCUGAGAUACGGCAAUUUUUGGCCGCAUUAUACCUCCCUACACGUCUAAAAUUACCUUCACAAGAGUUGCACUAAGUCGAAUAUCACAUGUAAACCCUGUUUUUCUCGUAAAUACUUCGUCAAAUACCAUUCAUGCACGACACAGUAAUCUGUCACCAGCAUGGCAAUGACUGUUACAUCUUAGAUAAUACAAGCACAUGCGAACCAUUGUGUAGAAACAUUUAUCUGUCAAAACUGAUACCAAGAAACGUGCAAGCUACCUGUAUGUAUAGCUAGGUCAAGCCAUUACCUGCACAACACGUGUUUAAUUGUUUCACACCUUCUUAGAACCGUUUUACGCGCUUUUUGGCGCUUCGAAAAUAUACGUGUAAAUUGGCUUUUCCGCGUGGUGUGCAACGUUAUCACUAAGAUAUAUAGCGUCAGGUUUUGAUGAAGAGCAGUUUGCGAGCUUGCUCGUCCUACUUGUCAAAGGCUACAAUAUUCUAAAGGUCUUUAUGGUCAGGGGUAUAUCCCGUUAUGCAAAUCACCAUGUCUAUCAACGCUGAGGAAUAUGUGUAUGCACUUCGACCUGUUUCUAGCAAUCAACGUUGACAUCCUCUCGCGAUAGCCACGCGGGCAAGUGGUGGCUCAAAGUGCGUCGCAACACCUUGCUGUCUUCAAUUAAAACAUUCGUGCAUUGGCAACUUCGAGCAGACAAAAUAAAUAGCAAUUACGUUCAAUUGCAAAGGGAAGUCGGAAUAGACUGAAAUUACAAUGCGUGGCGUGUCAAGUCGACACUAUUUUGAAAGAAUUUAGCUUCUCCAUAACGUUAACUAAUUAUCCAAUUUAAAUUUACAUUAGAAUACCUUGUGGUUUGCAAUUGUCUCAUGAAUAAUUGCUUGAAAACAUUGGAAUGCAAGUUAUUUCCAGAGGCAAAAAAGCUCCAACACACAGUUUGAUAACAAGUUAUUUUUAAUCGGCAAAACUUAAGAGUUGAAGUCGCGAAUAUAUCAACCGUCAAUAAAGGGCCCGACAUUUUCCUUUACGUACAUUUAUAUAAAUAUACAUGUUACAUACAAUUGUGUCUAUAUAUAUUUCAAUGAAACGUUUCUUGCCAAAAGAGAAACUACAUCGCUUGGUACUGUUGCAAAGUAUUACAUUUGAAAGAAACGAUUUUGCGCGCGAAAGAAAUAAUGAUACAAAUCUCCGGAAUGUUAGUGACGAACGUUGGUAAUUUUUGCCGGCAUAACUUUAGCUCUUGAAUGAUUGCGAUUCAAAAUGGCUAGGAAUAAAGAGGCGUUUCGCUCAAGUGACAAAGAUUACAUGGGCGAAAACAUAUUACAGGAAUUGUUAGCAUAAAUGAUGAUUUGGCACAUUUUCUCCUCUUAAAUUGCCAGAACAUGAAUGAUAUCUCAUGAUGAUAGGGAAGUAGAUUGAGUUUGAACUUCUGAAAAAGAUAAACAAAGCGAUGCUAACUUCAUAAAACUGUUUCGAGUUUAUUUUCUUGAACGCGAUCCAAGCUUAUUGAAAUAAUGACUUUGAAAAGGAAGUCUCUGGUAAAAUCUUUAUUAACAUUAUAAUAUCCGUGUAUAAAUUGUGGUGCGUAAUUGCCAACUCACAAUGAUCGCUGAA
This is a messenger RNA of Dendronephthya gigantea, 6435 nucleotides long. Its product is annotated as conserved oligomeric Golgi complex subunit 1-like. Gene Ontology annotation, cellular component: COG complex; Golgi apparatus. The coding region runs from base 62 to 3079 and encodes 1005 amino acids. The transcript has 29 exons. Gene Ontology annotation, biological process: intra-Golgi vesicle-mediated transport. The record is from RefSeq and is a predicted model, not a curated record. NCBI's taxonomy places the organism in Eukaryota, Metazoa, Cnidaria, Anthozoa, Malacalcyonacea, Nephtheidae.